CUCUGUGUGUGUAACGCCCCCUGACUUUGUCAGUAGCAGUCAGUGCUGCAGCUCGUCCCUCAAGUAAUUUACAACUCGGGAACACAAGAGACAACAUCUCUGUCUCGCACAGAGGAUCCGCUGGAGGAUGAAUUGAAACUUUUUUUUUUAGAACUUCCAUUUCUUGUUUUGUUUUAUAUUUUUUAUCUUUUACCGUAAAGGGGGAACACAAGGUCGGAUCUAUGAAAAAGCCACGUGGAUUAGUAAAACCGUGUUAAAGCCGAAGGAAUGUAUAAUUUCUUUGCCAAACUAACUUUCCUGUUGUCGCUAAUCGGACAUACACGAGGCCUGGGAUGCCCGAAUGAGCCGUGUUUGAACCAGGAGACAUGUGAAACGACCAAAGAUGGAAACAAGUGCAAAUGCCAAGGAUUCGUAGGAAACCGUUGCCAGUUUCGCGAUCCGUGCAUCUCCUCGCCAUGCCUGAACGGCGGCAUGUGUCGAGGGGUCGCCAGCAAGAACACGGUGGACUUCAGCUGCACCUGCAAACCAGGAUACACUGGUUGUCGCUGUGAGACACCGGUCCACAACUCCUGCCCCACCGUACCAUGUCGCAACGGAGGCACCUGUGAGCCAGACGGCCUCCAGGCCUACAGGUGCCGCUGUCCACCUGGAUGGUCAGGUAAACAGUGCCAACAAGCUGACCCCUGUGCCUCGAACCUAUGUGCCAAUGGCGGCCAGUGCUGUGCCAUCGAGUCCCAUUACGUUUGCACCUGCACGCCAUUCUUCUCGGGGAAGACCUGCACACAGGACGUCAACGAAUGCAACGUGAACCCGUCACCCUGCAAGAACGGCGGCAUGUGCGUCAACGAAUUUGGCGGGUACCGAUGCCAGUGCCCUCAGGAGUACAGGGGCACUCACUGUGAGAGCUGCUACCUGCCCUGCAGCCCGUCACCCUGCCAAAACGGAGGCACCUGCAUUCAGAAAGGAAAGACCAGCUACGAAUGCUCUUGUGUACCAGGUUUUAGUGGUAAAAACUGCAACUACAACAUCGAUGACUGUCCCAACCACGAAUGCCAAAAUGGAGGUACAUGUGUGGAUGGAGUCAACACCUACAACUGCCAGUGUAAACCAGAGUUCACAGGUCAGCUCUGCACAGAGGACGUGGACGAGUGCCAACUGAUGCCCAACGCCUGUCAAAACGGCGGGACGUGCCACAACACCUACGGCAGCUACCAGUGUGUGUGUGUCAACGGGUGGACCGGCGACGACUGCAGCGAGAACAUCGACGACUGUGCCAGCGCUGCGUGCCACACCGGGUCCACGUGUCACGACCGCGUUGCCUCCUUCUUCUAUGAGUGUCUCAUUGGUCGCACAGGUCUGCUGUGUCAGCUGAAAGAUGCCUGCAUCAGUAACCCCUGUCAAAAAGGCGCCAACUGUGACACCAACCCUGUCAAUGGAAACCAUUUUUGCACCUGCCCCUCUGGAUAUUUCAGGGCUUCCUGUGAUCAGGAUGUUGAUGAGUGUGCUCUGGGCCCCAACCCCUGUGAACACGUGGGCAAGUGUAUCAACACCAAGGGUUCGUUCCAGUGCAAGUGCCUGCAGGGCUACGUGGGCCCGCGGUGCGAACUGGACAUUAACGAGUGCAUGUCCAACCCCUGCAUGAACGAAGCCACCUGUCUGGAUCAGAUUGGAGGGUUCCGCUGCAUCUGCAUGCCAGGCUACGAGGGGGAGUUCUGCCAAAUCGAUACAGACGAGUGCGCCAACAACCCCUGCGUGAACAACGGCAGGUGUAUCGACAAGAUCAACUCCUUCGACUGUCAGUGCCCCACAGGCUUCUCUGGGACCCUCUGCCAGAUAGACAUCGACGAGUGCGCCAGCACACCGUGCAAAAAUGGCGCCAAAUGCACAGACGGGCCCAACAAAUACACCUGCGAGUGCACUGAAGGUUACAGCGGGAGACACUGUGAGACCGACAUCAAUGAGUGCUACUCCGACCACUGCCACUACGGCAUCUGCGUCGACGGCCUCGCCUCCUUAAGCUGCUACUGUAACCGGCCGUGCAAGACCGCCGGCACCUGCCAGGACCAGGAGAACGCCUACAUGUGCAGCUGUCCUAAGGGAACCACAGGAGUGACCUGUGAAAUCAACAUUGACGACUGCAAGAGCAACGCCUGUGACUACGGGACGUGUAUCGACAAACUCAACGGCUACGAGUGCGCCUGUGAGCUGGGCUACACCGGAACCAUGUGUAACAUCAACAGCAACGAGUGCACCAUUAACCCCUGCCACAACGGCGGCACCUGCAUUGACGGCAUCGACAGUUUCAUCUGUGUGUGUCCCGAAGGUUAUCACGACACCACGUGCUUUUCCCAAGUCAACGAAUGUCUCAGCAACCCCUGCAUCCACGGCCGCUGUGAAGACAAGGUCAACGGCUACAAAUGUCUGUGCAAACCAGGCUGGAGCGGCAAGAACUGCAACGUCAACAACAACGAGUGCGAGUCCAACCCGUGCAUGAAAGGAGGCAUCUGUAAGGACAUGACCGACGGAUUUCUUUGCACCUGUCACUCAGGCUUCACCGGACCGUACUGCCAGACCAACAUUAACGAGUGCGGCUCCAACCCCUGCCUCAACCAGGGGACGUGCAUGGACGACGUCGCCAGCUACAAGUGCAACUGUGUCCUGCCUUACACGGGAGAGAACUGUGAAACCCUGAUGGCACCGUGUAGCUCCAGACCCUGUAAACAUGGAGGAGUGUGUCAGGAGUCAGAAGAUUAUCAGAGUUUCUCCUGUGUUUGUCCCAAAGAAUGGCAAGGACAAACCUGUGAGGUGGACAUUAAAGAGUGCGUGAAGAACCCCUGUCUGAAUGGAGCGACCUGCCAGAACACUCUGGGCAGUUAUCACUGCGACUGCAAGCCCAAUCCCUGCAGCAACGGAGGCCAGUGCAAGGACAAGGUGAACGGCUUCCUGUGUACAUGCCUGCCGGGCUUCAGGGGGACAAGAUGUGACGAGGACAUCAACGAGUGCGAGAGCAACCCGUGCAAGAACGGAGCCAACUGCACCGACUAUGUCAACAGCUACACCUGCACCUGCCCACAUGGCUUCAGUGGCAUCCACUGUGAGAACAACACUCCCGACUGCACAGAGAGCUCCUGCAUUAACGGUGGCACCUGCGUGGACGGCAUCGACACCUUCACAUGUCAGUGCCCACCCGGCUUCACAGGGAGCUACUGUCAGCACGACAUCAACGAGUGUGACUCCAAACCCUGCAUGAAUGGAGGCACCUGCCACGACAGCUACGGCACCUACAAGUGCACUUGCCCCCAUGGUUACACUGGACUCAACUGUCAGAACCUGGUGCAUUGGUGCGACUCGUCGCCCUGUAAGAACGGUGGAACGUGCUGGCAGAGAGGAACCACCUACAGCUGUGAAUGUGAGACUGGCUGGACCGGCCUCUACUGCGACGUGCAGAGUGUUUCCUGUGAGGUGGCAUCUAAACAGAGGGGCGUGAAUGUUGCCCAUCUCUGUCGUAACUCGGGUCAGUGUUUGAACGCAGGAAACGUUCACUACUGCCAUUGCCAAAUAGGAUAUACUGGAAGCUACUGCGAGAAGCAGGUGGAUGAAUGCACCCCCAACCCCUGUCAGAACGGCGCCACCUGCACUGACUUCUUAGGAAGAUACACCUGCAAGUGCAUGCCAGGCUUUGUGGGGACCAACUGCUCCAAGGAGAUCAAUGAGUGUUUCUCCCAGCCGUGCCAGAAUGGGGCUAUCUGUAUUGACCUGAUCAAUACCUACAAAUGCUCCUGUCCCCGGGGAACCCAAGGAGUUCACUGCGAGAUUAACAUGGACGACUGCAACCCCUUCACUGACCCCGUCACCAAAGAGCCAAAGUGCUUCAAUAAAGGCAAGUGUGUGGACGGAGUCGGGGGCUAUCACUGCACCUGCCCACCGGGCUAUGUGGGAGAGCGCUGCGAGGGUGACGUCAACGAGUGCCUGUCCAACCCUUGUGACCCGCAUGGUAUGCUCAGCUGCAUCCAGCUAGCCAACAACUACCGCUGCGAGUGUCGCACUGGAUACACAGGUCAACGCUGUGACACUGUGUUCAAUGGCUGUAAGGGCAGACCUUGUAGGAACGGUGGAACCUGCGCUGUGGCCAGUAACACGCCCCACAGUUUCAUUUGCAAAUGUCCUCCUGGCUUCACCGGCUCCACCUGCGAGUACGACGCCCAGGCCUGUGGCACCCUGCACUGUCACAAUGGGGGCACCUGCAUCUCCGGCCACAAGACUCUUAAAUGUCUGUGCACGCCAUCAUUCACCGGGCCCAAGUGCAACUAUCCCACCGACAGCCCCUGUAACUCAGACCCUUACUAUAACGGCGGCACCUGCGAGUACACCACCGAGGCACCGUUCUACCACUGCCUCUGCCCCUCCAACUUCAACGGCCUCCACUGCCACAUCCUGGACUACGGCUUCCAGGGAGGGUUCGGCCACAACAUCACACCGGCCCCAGACCUGGAGGUGGAAUGUCCAAUCCCUCAGUGCAAGAUGCAUAAGGACAACAACCACUGCGACGAGAUGUGCAACAACCACGAGUGCGGCUGGGACAAUGGCGACUGUUCGCUGAACUUCAACGACCCGUGGAAGAACUGCUCCGCCUCGCUGCAGUGCUGGCGCUACUUCAACAAUAGAGUGUGUGACCUGCAGUGUGACAACGCUGGGUGUCUCUACGACGGCUUUGACUGCGAGAAUCUGGAAGGACAGUGCAACCCUCUGUACGACCAGUACUGCAAGGACCAUUAUGCCGACGGCCACUGCGACCAGGGCUGCAACAAUGCCGAGUGUGAGUGGGAUGGCCUGGACUGUGCCAACAACAUGCCUGAGAACCUGGCGGUGGGUCAGCUGGUGCUGGUGGUCCACAUCACGCCUGAUCAGCUCCUGACCAACUCCUCCACCUUCCUGCGCGAGCUGAGCCGCGUCCUUCGCACCAAUGUGGUGUUCAGGAAAAGCACCAAGGGCGAGGUGAUGGUGUAUCCUUACUACGGCAACGAACAGGAGUUGAGGAAGUACAAUGUGAAGCGCUCGGUGGACACGUGGUCCGAGGUUCCCGGUCAGGUUCUGAACGUGGUGAAGAGGAGUCUCAUCGAUGUGGUGGGAAUGAGACGAAAGAGGGAGCUGGACUACCUACAGAUUAAAGGUUCGAUCGUCUACUUGGAGGUGGACAAUCGUCAGUGCUUCCAGCAGUCCACUGAGUGUUUCCAGAGCACCAUGGACACUGCAGCCUUCCUGGGAGCUUUGGCCUCCAGUGGCAAACUGGACGUUCCAUACAGCAUCAAAGCUGUGUUUAGUAAGUAUUUGAUAAAAAAAGAAAUUGCAUGGAAGGGAACUGUGUUGUUACUUACUGUUAAGUUUAAGUUCAGCAAAGUCAUCUGGUUUAGUAAGGUUACGUCGAGCUUUGAAGUGCACACCCCCCUUUCCUGUUUGUUGGUUGUGCUGACGCUGCAGUCCUUUAUCUCUCAUGACCCUCCUCCACCAGAUGGAUACACUCCCCUGAUGAUCGCCUUCUGCAGCGGGGGAGGUCUGGAGACAGGCAACAGCGAGGAAGAGGAGGACGCGUCCGCCAACGUGAUCAACGACAUCAUUUACCAGGGCGCCAACCUGCACAAUCAGACCGACCGCACGGGCGAAACCGCUCUCCACCUGGCCGCCCACUAUGCCCGCUCCGACGCUGCCAAACGCCUCCUGGAGGCGAGUGCCGAUGCUAACAUCCAGGACAACAUGGGCCGGACGCCGUUGCACGCCGCUGUGGCUGCUGACGCACAGGGAGUGUUUCAGAUUCUGAUCAGAAACCGUGCCACAGACCUGGACGCCCAUAUGCACGAUGGGACCACGCCCCUGAUCUUGGCUGCCAGGCUGGCAGUGGAGGGCAUGGUUGAAGAGCUCAUCAACUGCCACGCUGAUGUCAAUGCUGUCGAUGAUUUUGGUAAAUCAGCAUUACACUGGACAGCAGCUGUGAAUAAUGUGGAUGCUGCCAUUGUGCUGCUGAAGAACGGUGCCAACAAGGACAUGCAGAACAACAAGGAGGAAACGCCUCUGUUCUUAGCAGCCAGAGAAGGAAGCUAUGAGACCACCAAGGUUCUACUGGACCACUUUGCCAACAGGGAAAUCACGGACCACAUUGACCGACUGCCCAGAGACAUCGCUCAGGAGAGAAUGCACCACGACAUUGUGCGACUGAUGGACGAGUACAACCUGGUACGAAGUCCUCCCAUGCACGGGGGGUCAUUUAGCGUCACAUUGUCACCCCCUCUCUGUUCGCCCAACGGUUACCUGAGCAACAUGAAGCAGCCACAGGGGCAAAACCAGAGCAAGAAGGCCCGGAAACCUAGCGCCAAGGGCAUCGGCUGUAAGGAUGGUAAAGACAUGAAGAUCAAGAAGAAUUCCCAGGACAGGAAGACCGGGAACCUCCUGGACAGUUCAGCUGUCCUGUCGCCCAUCGACUCUUUGGAGUCUCCGCACGGAUACGUCUCCGAUGUGAGCUCACCUUUCCAGCAGUCGCCCUCCGUAUCCUUGAACCAUCUGCAGGGAAUGUCCGACCCACAUCUUCCUGUAAACCACAUGGUUAUGCCCAAGAAGCAGGAACUGGCACGGAUGCAGUUCGACCCGCUACCACCCCGUCUCACUCAACCUCCCGUGUCGGGCUCCAGCGACCAGGGCGACAUGAACGGUCAGUGCGACUGGCUCUCCAGGAUGCACGGCAACAGCCAACCGGGGCAGUUCAAUCCCCUGAGAGGAGGUCCUGGCAUUCAGGUGGGCCUCCACCAGGGGGCUCAGCAUGGCAUGAUGACCUCCCUCUACAAUGGCAUUCCCACCUCUAGUCUGUCGCAGAUGAUGACCUACCAGGGGAUCCAGAGCACCAGGAUGGGUCCACAGUCCCACAUCAUGCAGCAGCAGCAGAUUCAGCAGAUACAGAACCUCCAGCAGAUCCAACAACAACAGCAGAACCUCCAGCUACAGCAUCAGUCCUCAAACAACUCCAACAACCAGAAUUUCAUCAGUGGCGAGCUGACAUCUCCUGAUCUCCAGCAGGGCGGCGGCGGCAGCUCCCGCCUCGCCCAGGACAACAUGGGCCGGACGCCGUUGCACGCCGCUGUGGCUGCUGACGCACAGGGAGUGUUUCAGAUUCUGAUCAGAAACCGUGCCACAGACCUGGACGCCCAUAUGCACGAUGGGACCACGCCCCUGAUCUUGGCUGCCAGGCUGGCAGUGGAGGGCAUGGUUGAAGAGCUCAUCAACUGCCAAGCUGAUGUCAAUGCUGUCGAUGAUUUUGGUAAAUCAGCAUUACACUGGACAGCAGCUGUGAAUAAUGUGGAUGCUGCCAUUGUGCUGCUGAAGAACGGUGCCAACAAGGACAUGCAGAACAACAAGGAGGAAACGCCUCUGUUCUUAGCAGCCAGAGAAGGAAGCUAUGAGACCACCAAGGUUCUACUGGACCACUUUGCCAACAGGGAAAUCACGGACCACAUUGACCGACUGCCCAGAGACAUCGCUCAGGAGAGAAUGCACCACGACAUUGUGCGACUGAUGGACGAGUACAACCUGGUACGAAGUCCUCCCAUGCACGGGGGGUCAUUUAGCGUCACAUUGUCACCCCCUCUCUGUUCGCCCAACGGUUACCUGAGCAACAUGAAGCAGCCACAGGGGCAAAACCAGAGCAAGAAGGCCCGGAAACCUAGCGCCAAGGGCAUCGGCUGUAAGGAUGGUAAAGACAUGAAGAUCAAGAAGAAUUCCCAGGACAGGAAGACCGGGAACCUCCUGGACAGUUCAGCUGUCCUGUCGCCCAUCGACUCUUUGGAGUCUCCGCACGGAUACGUCUCCGAUGUGAGCUCACCUUUCCAGCAGUCGCCCUCCGUAUCCUUGAACCAUCUGCAGGGAAUGUCCGACCCACAUCUUCCUGUAAACCACAUGGUUAUGCCCAAGAAGCAGGAACUGGCACGGAUGCAGUUCGACCCGCUACCACCCCGUCUCACUCAACCUCCCGUGUCGGGCUCCAGCGACCAGGGCGACAUGAACGGUCAGUGCGACUGGCUCUCCAGGAUGCACGGCAACAGCCAACCGGGGCAGUUCAAUCCCCUGAGAGGAGGUCCUGGCAUUCAGGUGGGCCUCCACCAGGGGGCUCAGCAUGGCAUGAUGACCUCCCUCUACAAUGGCAUUCCCACCUCUAGUCUGUCGCAGAUGAUGACCUACCAGGGCAUCCAGAGCACCAGGAUGGGUCCACAGUCCCACAUCAUGCAGCAGCAGCAGAUUCAGCAGAUACAGAACCUCCAGCAGAUCCAACAACAACAGCAGAACCUCCAGCUACAGCAUCAGUCCUCAAACAACUCCAACAACCAGAAUUUCAUCAGUGGCGAGCUGACAUCUCCUGAUCUCCAGCAGGGCGGCGGCGGCAGCUCCCGCCUCGCCAUUUUACCAAAGGAAACACAGAUCAUGCCCACCUCCAUAAACCAGUCCAUCGCGAGCACGCAGUUCCUCACCCCUCCCUCGCAGCACAGCUACUCAGGCCCCACGGACAACACCCCCAACCAUCAAGUCCAGGUGCCUGACCAUCCUUUUCUGACCCCGUCGCCAGGCUCUCCCGACCAGUGGUCCAGUUCGUCUCCUCAUUCCAAUCUCUCAGACUGGUCAGAGGGCAUUUCCAGCCCCCCCACGAGCAUGCAGUCUCAGAUCGGACAUAUACCUGAACAGUUCAAAUAAAAAGACGCCCAGAGAAGCUGCUCCCUAUUUUUGACAUCACAAUAAAAAAAAAAGGCACUCUUUGUGGGGAAGUUUUAAAACAAUAUUUUAUAUAAUGUUUGUUUUCAUACUAACAGUAACACCUGUUGUAAUCCAUUCUUUUUUUUCUUUUUUUUAUUAAUGUUUUAUUUAUAUGCACUUCCUGCUCGAUGAAGAAUGUUGGGUUGUAGCAGGACGCAGACUUUUAGAGAAUUUUUUUCUUAUUGUCAGUGAAGUCACAGCAAAAACACUGGGUAUUUAUUUUCUUUCAUCUUUAUUUUUUACAUAUGAUUUUUCAAUCGUAUCAUUUUAUGGUUUUGUUCGUAUAAUCAUGUUUAUAGAGAAAAAUCGAGUUCGAGGGGCAUUUCGUGGAGCACAUUUUAUGUCUCAGUGUUAUUUUAAACGGUGGUGUAAGUUUGGCAAAUAUUCUAGACAGCGCUGACGAAUGCCGAUAUUUCACCCACCCCUUCCUGUUGUUUUAAAAAAAAGUUUUUACGUUCACUCUAGACUUGUGUAUAUUUACACAGCAUCUAGAUCCGAUCCCCUUCACACAUAUGUAGAGAUAUGAUAUGUCAGUGAUGUGAUAUAUGAUGUACAGUGUAAGAGAAGAAGACUUGGCAGUCUUUCACUGUCGGAAACCCCAGCCCACUGGCCGCAGUGUUUGUUUUUGUGCAGAGGGAAAAGGAAACUGUAAUUUUUUCCCCGGUCCCUCCUAUUAGUUUAAGCCUAUGGCUGUGUUCAUCCAUUUUGUAAAUACGUUCCCUCGUAAGCAAGAUUUUGUAAGAAAUAUGUCUUAGGCAUUGAUGGCACAGAUAGAGCGCCUUUGACAUAUUGAACAGAACAGAAUAUACACGUAAAUGUAUAUAAAUAUAUAUUUUCUACUCUCUUAUGCAUACAAAAAAUAGGCUAUGUAAGAAUGGAUACAAUAUAUUGUUAGAAGACAUUUUUCGGAAGAUUACGUUCUGAUAUAAUUUGCUGUUCUGUUACAAAAAUAUCUACUGGGGCAUCAUCUGUGUAUGUUUUUGGUGUAAUUUUUUUUUCUUUUUUUUUAGAAUUUGAGCAAGUGAAAAAAAACUGGCAGUUCUCAGCUGUGUCCACGUCAAUUCUUUAUGAUAAGCUCCAUGGUUUUCUUUUGCAGAUGUUAUAAUGAAGAAAAAAAAUAGGGUUGUAGUGAAUGUGCAAUGUGUUUUCUUCCUCUGAAAAAAAAAUGUGAUUUUCAAAUGAUGUAUUUUUACCUUUUCAUUUUCUAUCUGUAAAGAUGUUCUUUGUUAUAAUAAAGGAC
This is a messenger RNA of Cynoglossus semilaevis (tongue sole), 10027 nucleotides long. Its product is annotated as neurogenic locus notch homolog protein 1-like. NCBI's taxonomy places the organism in Eukaryota, Metazoa, Chordata, Actinopteri, Pleuronectiformes, Cynoglossidae. Gene Ontology annotation, molecular function: protein binding; calcium ion binding; signaling receptor activity. The record is from RefSeq and is a predicted model, not a curated record. Gene Ontology annotation, biological process: multicellular organism development; Notch signaling pathway; cell differentiation. Gene Ontology annotation, cellular component: signaling receptor complex; cell surface; plasma membrane.